Molecule: messenger RNA, 1372 nt
Organism: Oreochromis aureus
Lineage: Eukaryota; Metazoa; Chordata; Actinopteri; Cichliformes; Cichlidae
Gene: mzt2b
Product: mitotic spindle organizing protein 2B
Exons: 5
Coding region: 152-775 (207 amino acids)
Cellular component (GO): centrosome; spindle
Source: RefSeq, a predicted model, not a curated record
GUAACUUUUAAAAACCCACUUUUUUCUUGUAUUUUAUUUUUGAGAGCAUUACGUAUGAAAGGCAAGACAAUGACGUAUUUUUGGCGCGUCACGCUUGGCUCAAACAGAAGCAACUGAACGUUGGGCAUUGCGCUCUUAAUGUUCAUUAGUGAUGUCUCAACAAGCACAACAAACGAUUCCCUCCGCCCCUGACUCCCCUGCGCUGGUUGUCACAUCUAACGUGCAGAAGUAUGCAAUAAAGAAGAAGAAAGUCCUCAGCGCCGAAGAAAUGGAGCUGUUCGAACUUACUCAGGCUGCAGGAAUCACUGUGGAUCAGGAAGUUUUUAAAAUCAUAGUCGACUUGCUGAAGAUGAAUGUGGCUCCUCAAGCGGUCUUCCAGACUUUGAAGGCAAUGUGUGCAGGACAGAGGGUAGCUGAAAGCUGUGGUGUAGACCCUUCAACUGGCGCCCACACCACAAGCAUGACCACAGCGCACACAGAAGCCAGAGAAGAGGACUCUUUGGCCUCUGGAAAGAGCCCUAAACCUGCCGCAGCUCCCCCCUCAGCAGCAGGCCCCAGAGCCCCAAGGGUCAACACUAAGAUUGUGGUCUACAGCCCCCAAGACACUAGUUCUCCUCACUCUCAAGGAGUACGCAGUAAAGCCGGUACCAGCCACAGUGAGAAGAGCAGAGAGGCUUCCAGCCAGAGAGUGCAGCGGCAGCCCAGUGCCACCAGAGGGCAGAAAACCAAGAGCUCCGGCAGCAGUAGUUCUUCCUCACAGAUAAACUCGACCUAAAACUCUGGCAUUUGGAGGCUAUUUGUAAAUAUGUAGGUUUCUUUACAUUUAACUUAUGUGUACCUUUCUCUGUUUCACAUCUUGAAGGACUGGUUUACCUAGAUUACAAAUAAAUAUAGGUGUUCUGGUUUUAUUUUCCUCCUCCUUUUAAAAGAUGAAUGGUUGGUGUAAAUAAUCCAUCUGAUUUUUUUUUUAUGUGGUUCAGGCACCGACACUUAACUGUAAGAUAUGUUUUGAGGGAGUGUCUGUUGUACUGAAAAAUUAAAGCUGCCUGCAUCACUUAAUCAAGUGUCACUGAUGUAAAAAAAAAAAAAAAUACAAUAAAAAAAAUAAUAAAUUUGUUCAAAUUUAGAUAAUCUAGUCCUUUAAAGUUCUAACUAUUUCAAAAUUGGUGUGUGGUGUGUCUCCUUAUUACUCUGUCAGAUUUUGGUGGCUAAAGCUUUUUGCCCAGUUGGUAUUUGCAAUUCAAACGAGUAAGACACAAAAGAAGACAAAAAUAAUUGUUUUAAUUUGAAUUAUUUCUAGUGAGAAAUGUCUAUUCAUUGUGAACGUUUUUCUUUUUUAUAUCACUUCUUUAAUAAAUCUCCUAAGAAUUUA